Oryzias melastigma (Indian medaka) is the source of this 3138-nucleotide messenger RNA. RefSeq names its product NLR family CARD domain-containing protein 3-like. Lineage: Eukaryota; Metazoa; Chordata; Actinopteri; Beloniformes; Adrianichthyidae. The record is from RefSeq and is a predicted model, not a curated record. The annotation marks the transcript as partial. Gene Ontology annotation, molecular function: protein binding. The transcript is spliced from 6 exons.
CUGAUGAAGAUCACAGAGAACUUCCUGAGGAGAAUGAAGCAGGAGGAGCUGGCUGAUCAACUGCAGAGCAGAUCUGCUGCAGUUUGUCGACAUAAAGUCCAAUCUGGUCUGAAGAAGAAGUUCCAGUGUGUGUUUGAGGGAAUCUCUAAAGCAGGAAACCCAACCCUUCUGAAUGAGAUCUACACAGAGCUCUACAUCACAGAGGGAGGAACUGGAGAGCUGAAUGAAGAACAUGAGGUCAGACAGAUUGAAGCAGCAUCCAGGAAAGCAGACAGAGCAGAAACCAGCAUCAGACAAGAAGAGCUCUUUCAACUCCCAGCUGGAAGACAAGAACCAAUCAGAACCGUGAUGACAAAGGGAGUGGCUGGCAUCGGGAAAACAGUCUUAACACAGAAGUUCACUCUGGACUGGGCUGAAGGCAAAGCCAACCAGAACAUCCACUUCACAUUUCCAUUCACUUUCAGAGAGCUGAAUGUGCUGAAAGAGGAGAAGUUCAGCUUGGUGGAACUUGUUCAUCACUUCUUCCCUGAAACCAAAGAAGCAGUAAUCUGCAGCUUUGAAGACUUCCAGGUCGUCUUCAUCUUUGAUGGUCUGGAUGAGUGUCGACUUCCUCUGGACUUCCACAAGACUCGGAUCCUAAAUGACCCUAGAAAGUCCACCUCAGUGGGUGAUCUGCUGACAAACCUCAUCAGGGGGAACCUGCUUCCCUCUGCUCGCCUCUGGAUAACCACACGACCUGCAGCAGCCAAUCAGAUCCCUGCUGAGUGUGUUGACAUGGUGACAGAGGUCAGAGGGUUCAAUGAUCCACAGAAGGAGGAGUACUUCAGGAAGAGAUUCAGAGAUGAAGAGCAGGCCAGCAGGAUCAUCUCCCACAUCAAGAGAUCCCGAAGCCUCCACAUCAUGUGCCACAUCCCAGUCUUCUGCUGGAUCACUGCUACAGUUCUGGAGGAUCUGCUGAAGAGCAGAGAGGGAGGAGAGCUGCCCAAGAGCCUGACUGAGAUGUACAUCCACUUCCUGGUGGUUCAGGCCAAAGUCAAGAAGGUCAAGUAUGAUGGAGGAGCUGAGACAGAUCCUCACUGGAGUCCAGAGAGCAGGAAGAUGAUGGAGUCUCUGGGGAAACUGGCUUUUGAGCAGCUGCAGAAAGGAAACCUGAUCUUCUAUGAAUCCGACCUGACAGAGUGUGGCAUCGAUAUCAGAGCAGCCUCAGUGUACUCAGGAGUGUUCACACAGAUCUUUAGAGAGGAGAGAGGCCUGUACCAGGACAAGGUGUUCUGCUUCAUCCAUCUGAGUGUUCAGGAGUUUCUGGCUGCUCUUCAUGUCCACCUGACCUUCAUCAACUCUGGACUCAACCUCAUGGAGGAAGAACAACAGAAAAAGUCUUGGUUUUCUAAAUUUUUUGAAAACAGUCCAGCCCAGUUCUACCAGAGUGCUGUGAAUACGGCCUUACAGAGUCCAAACGGACACCUGGACUUGUUCCUCUGCUUCCUCCUGGGUCUUUCACUGCAGACCAAUCAGAGUCUCCUACAAGGUUUGACGACUCAGACAGGAAGUAGCUCACAGACCAAUCAGAAAACAGUCCAGUUCAUCAAGGAGAAGAUCAGUGAGGAUCUGUCUGCAGAGAAAAGCAUCAACCUGUUCCACUGUCUGAAUGAACUGAACGAUGGUUCUCUAGUGGAGGAGAUCCAACAGUUCCUGAGUUCAGGACGUCUCUCCACAGAUAAACUGUCUCCUGCUCAGUGGUCUGCUCUGGUCUUCAUCUUACUGUCAUCAGAAGAAGAUCUGGAAGAGUUUGACCUGAAGAAAUACUCUCGUUCAGAGGAGGCUUUUCUGAGGAUGCUGCCAGUGAUCAAAGCCUCCAACAAAGCUCUACUGAGUGACUGUUUCCUGUCAGAGAGAAGCUGUGCAGCUCUGUCUUCAGUUCUCAGCACUCAGUCCUCCAGACUCAGAGUUCUGGACCUGAGUUACAACAACCUGCAGGAUUCAGGAGUGAAGCUUCUGUCUGCUGGACUGGAGAGUCCACACUUUAAACUGGAGACUCUCAGGUUGGAGGACUGCAGUUUGUCAGAGAUCGGCUGUGAAGUUCUGGGUGCAGUUCUGAAGAACAACACGUCCAAACUGACAGAACUGGACCUGAGCUACAACAUCAUCCAGGAUUCCGGAUUUCUUCAUCUGCAUGGUUUUCUGGAGAGUCCAGACUGCAGACUGCAGACUCUGAGGUUGAGGAACUGCAGUUUGUCAAAGAUCAGCUGUGCUGCUCUGGUAUCAACUUUGAAGGCUAACCCAUCCCACCUGGCAGAACUGGACCUGAGCUUAAAUGACCUGCAGUCUUCAGAUGUUCGGCAGCUCCAGGAUCUGGUGGAGAGUCCAAACUUCAAACUGCAGACUCUGAGGUGGUAUUGCUAUUGAGUCUGAUGUUCCCUUAUUUUGGAGCAGAGGGGAUGAUCGUCGUCGUCGUCAUCAUGAACUGAUCUGAGAUCAGCUCCACUGUCUCGCUCAGCAUCAAGUGGACAGUUUAUUGUGCUGCAGCUCCCCUGGUGGACUGAUGGAGAACUGCAAUUCAUCUUCUCAUUCUAACUUGGAGUAUUGGGAGGUCUUCUGCUUCUCUUCUCUCUCGUAUUGGGAGUUUGUCUUAACUUUGUCCACAUGCUCUAUGCUCUAGUUGCUAAUGUCAUCCUUCCUGUCUGUUGUCUGUGUUUCUCUGUACAUUUUCAUGAGGGAGCAGCUGUGAAUAUUUCUGCACUAAAGUCAGUUGAACAAACAAACAACUACUGAUCAAUCAUUGAUCAGUUUUCCCCUCAUGUGUCCUGAAACUGUUUAUCUGAAUGAUUUGUGCUGGUGAUUCAUCAGAUUCAGACAUGAUGGUUUCCUGCAGAAGCUCAGAAGUCUUUUCUGGUGUUUCUUGGACUCCUGCACGUCUCUGUACCACAGAGUGGACCAGCAUUCUCUGAACAUCCUUCAGCUGGUCCAGAAAGCAGCAGCAUGGCUGUUGACCAGAGAAAGAAAACCUUCCAGCAGUUCUGGCCUCAGGAUUCUCCAUCCAUCCAUCCAUCCAUCUUCUUGACCGCUUCCUCCCUUUCGGGGUCGCGGGGGUGCCGGAGCCUAUCCCGGCUACUGAUGGGCGAAGGCGGGGUACACCCU